Mercurialis annua (annual mercury) is the source of this 970-nucleotide messenger RNA. RefSeq lists its product as uncharacterized. The record is from RefSeq and is a predicted model, not a curated record. Lineage: Eukaryota; Viridiplantae; Streptophyta; Magnoliopsida; Malpighiales; Euphorbiaceae. Bases 143 to 793 code for a protein of 216 amino acids. Gene Ontology annotation, molecular function: zinc ion binding. The transcript is spliced from 2 exons.
ACACUCCAGCAUAUCUAUUAUAAAGCCCUACACUUCUGAAAUCAGUCGCCCGUGGUCCCCGACACCAAGCGAGUGCUAACGCCGUUACAAACUUCCGUCCACCUAUUUACAUGUCAAAUACAUCCCUUAUGUGGCAGAUGACAUGGCGGAAGCGUAUUUUUUUGAGUCUCCUCUUCUCCUCUCCAAACCUGACCCCUCUGAGUGUCCAUUCCCUGUCUGGUCCCGUAGUGAGCUUCCAACACCAAUACAAGAGCUAAUUAUGGAAGGUGGUAGUGGUGAUGGCGUUGUUCUGUGUGAUUGUGGAACUCCGGCGCGAGUUCAGACCUCAACCACUGAGAAAAAUCCAGGCCGGAGGUUCUAUUGCUGCCCAAAACCAAAUAAUCCAGAUUGUAAGUUCUUUCAGUGGAUUGACAAAGGUUUAGAUGGCUACGCACAUAUGGUGGUCACUAACUUGAAGAUGGAGGUGACUCAUUUGCAAAACGAACGUAAUGCAGCUCUUCUACAAGCUGGUGAAGUCAGAGCUCAUUUGGCAGCUAAGGUGUUAGAGAAUAGUUCACUGAAGGGAGAAGUUGAUGCCCUAAAGGAGAUUGUUGACAUGUACAAACAUGAGAACCAAAUUCUGAAGGAAGAAAUGGGGCUGGAAAUGAUGGAGGUGGAGACAUUGAAGGAGAGGAUUGAGGAAGUGCAGUUGCACCAUGCACAAGCCAAGAAAAUCAAAACAAAGCUGACCUAUGGAUUGUAUGAAUGUGGGGUAGUUACUGCUGGGGCAGUUCUUUAUGCAUUAUAUCGCUAGGCCUUGAUCUUUAAGCUGGGGCAGUUCUAGUUUCAUUUUGGUAGCUAAUGUAUUGUAUUUUGUGAAACUGCUCUUAUUUUGCUAGGAUUGUAAGACUGUUGAUGUUCUCUUUUUGCUAACAUUUGUAAGAAUAUUGAUGUCAUUGCAAUGGUAAUCUUAUUCUAGUGUUAAUCUGAA